AUGGCGACAGCCCAGCAGACCUCGGCGCUGACCAGGGACCUCACGCUGCGCGGCGGGCCGGCCGUCCCCACCACCAUGACGCCGCGCCUGGUGUACGGCACGGCGUGGAAGAAGGACCGCACGGCGGACCUGGUGCAUCAGGCGCUGCGGAGCGGGUUCCGCGGCGUCGACACGGCCGCGCAGCCGCGGCACUACCAGGAGCGGCUGGUGGGCGACGGGGUGCGGCGCGCCGUGGCCGAGGGCGCCGUGGCCCGCCGCGCCGACCUGUUCCUGCAGACCAAGUUCACGUCCGUCGACGGCCAGGACCGCGCCGAUAUGCCGUACGACCCGGCGGCGCCGCUCGAGGCCCAGGUCCACGCCUCGGUGGCCUCGUCGCUGGAGAAUCUUGCGGUGCCGGACGGCGAAGGCGGCGCCCCCUACCUCGACAGCCUAGUGCUGCACUCCCCGCUGCGCACCGUCAAGGACACGCUGACGGUGUGGCGGGCGCUUUCGACGUACGUGCCAGAGAGGAUCCGGCAUCUGGGCAUCGCCAACGCGCCGCUGGGGGUGGUGGAGCUGCUGUUCGAGGCGCCCGACGUUGCUGUCCGGCCAUCCGUAGUGCAGAACCGGUUCUACGGCGACACGGGCUACGAGACGGAGCUGCGGGCCUUCUGCCGCGCGCAGGGCGUCGUGUUCCAGACCUUCUGGACGCUGACGGGCAACCCGCGGCUGCUGCGGAGCGAGGUCGUCGGCGGGCUGGCGCGGGCCGUCGGCGUCGAGAAGGAGGUGGCGUACUAUGCGCUGGUGCUGGGGCUUGAGGGCACGACGAUCCUGGAUGGCACGACCAGCGAGGAGCACAUGGAGGCAGACCUGGAAGGAGUCGAGAAGAUCGGCCGGUGGGCUGAGGGGGAGGGCAAGGAGGUGUGGUUGUCGGCGUUGGGAAAAUUCAAGGAGUUGAUCAAGGAGCAAGAGUAG
This is a messenger RNA of Neoarthrinium moseri, 954 nucleotides long. RefSeq lists its product as uncharacterized. The transcript has a single exon. Gene Ontology annotation, molecular function: aldose reductase (NADPH) activity. Bases 1 to 954 code for a protein of 317 amino acids. NCBI's taxonomy places the organism in Eukaryota, Fungi, Ascomycota, Sordariomycetes, Amphisphaeriales, Apiosporaceae. Gene Ontology annotation, cellular component: cytosol. The record is from RefSeq and is a predicted model, not a curated record.